AUGUCAAUCUCAAGGGAAUCAUUUCCUUUUGGAGAUGGUUCAACAAAGAUAUUCGGGAUGGAAAAUUUUGGGAAUACAUGUUACUGCAAUUCAAUAUUACAAUGCUUAUAUUACACCGAAUCAUUUAGAAAGAGAUUAAUUCAACAUAAACAAACUAAACAUGAACCAAAGUUAGUAGUGAAUGGUAUACGAUAUCACGGAUUUACCGCCAAGUAUGAUCAAUUAUUACAAAAAAAAUUAAAAGAUCAAGGUGGAGUACCUAUAACCAAUAGUGAUGAAAGACCAAAAAGUAGUAGGAAAAGUUCAUUAUUUGGUUUGAAAUUUAAUAAUCAAGCAAAUGUUUCAACUACAUUAAUUGAACAGAAAAAUGAAUAUAUCACAGAGGCAGGUAACUGUGUAUCUUUGCCAUUGGAACAAAGGAUUCUAAUAAGUAAAAGUCCAGAAUUUUCGAAAUUAGAGAUGAUGAUCACUAAACCAAGUAUAAAUCCAGUGCCGAAAGCCACAAAUAAUGGGAACAUCUCAACUAUCAAUAAUAACAACAACGCAAAUAAUACUGAUCACUCCCAAAGUUCAUCAAUGCUUUUGAAUGAUCAGCCAUUACAAACAAUUCAAGAAGGAUCGAUAAAUACAAAAUCAAGUGCCAUAAUUGUUGGUAUACCGAAACCUGAAACUAAUUUAGUAACACCAAUCAAUCCAUUUAACAAUAAUCCAAGUUCAGAUCAAAGAAAGAGGUCCGCAUUAAUUAACGGUCCAAUAAUAAAUUUGGACACUGCAUUACAAUUGCCAAGUGAACAAACUGAAGAUACUUGUUUGUUAUAUGCUUUGAAAGACUUAUUUGAAAGUAUGGUAGAGAAUAAAUCUACAAUAGGUGUAGUGUCACCAAAUCAUUUUAUAACCAUUUUAAAAGAGAAGAAUUAUCUAUUCAGGCAAAAUAAUAUGCAUCAUGAUGCUCAUGAAUUUUUUAAUUAUUUAACCAAUGAAAUAAUAGAAAGUUUAAACAAAGAAUUAGGUGAAGGACAAAAUUGGUGUAAUGAUAUUUUUCAAGGACUAAUAACAAAUGAAACAAAAUGUUUAUCAUGUGAGACUAUCACUUCAAAACAUGAAAAUUUCAUAGAUUUAUCCAUAGAUGUUCCACCUGGUGAAAGUUCAUACUCAUUAAAUUUUGCAAUCAACAAUUUUUCAAAGUCAGAGACUUUAACUAAUCAAAACAAAUUUCAUUGCAAUACUUGUUCAUCUUUGCAGGAAGCUAUUAAGAAUAUAAAAGUAAAAAAACUACCUGAAGUUUUAGUCAUAAAUUUAAAACGAUUCAAGUAUGACGAACAAAUUGAUAAAAUGGUUAAACUAUUUGAUUCUAUAAGUUAUCCAUUCAAAUUGAGAUUGUUCAAUACUACUGAUGACUUUAAUCAAAAUGUGUUAUAUGACUUAUAUGCUUUAGUUAUUCAUAUAGGAGGUGGUCCAAUGCAUGGACAUUAUGUAUCUAUCUGUAAAAUCAAAGCUGGACUUUGGUUAUUAUUUGAUGAUGAAACUGUUGAAUUGGUUGAUGAUAAUUAUGUAAUGAGAUUUUUUGGUAAUGGCCCAGGGUUAGCUAGUGCUUAUAUUUUGUUCUAUCAAAAAAUUGAAUUUGAUGAGAAAUGUGAAUACUUUGGAUUUGAUCCUUCAACUAUAUAUAAAGGGGAUGAUUAUUCAGUACAGAUUAAUGAGACAUCUAGACCACCAACUACAGAUUCUGAAACUAAAUCAGAAAUGUCAUCCAUCAAUUCAUUCAAUCCAUUAGAAGCGUCCACUGUAGGUACACAAUUAAAUACACUUCAACCUCCAAAAAAGCCACCAUUAACUACUGGAGGUAUGUUUAAGUCAUUCAAAUUUGAAAAACCUACGUCUGAGGAUAAACCUCAUCAAUCAUUAUCAAGAAGUAGUAGUAACGGAGCUAUACCAAGAAAAGAAUCAGAACAACCAAUAAAGGAAAAAAAAUCAUGGGUUGGUUCAUUAAAGAGAACAGGUUUGGAGAGAAAAUUGUCUUCAAAGAAUACAUCAUCUUCAUUGAAUAGUGAGUCUGUUACUUCUACCGCAUCUUCUAAUACAACGAAUGGUAAUAGUACAGCACCUUUAAUGCCUCCCCAACAACCUCCUCCACCAUUAGAGAAACGAAAGAGCUUAUUUGGUUUUAAAAAGAAAAAUUAA
Lodderomyces jiufengensis is the source of this 2181-nucleotide messenger RNA. RefSeq names its product ubiquitin-specific protease (gene UBP13). Gene Ontology annotation, cellular component: cytosol; nucleus. The transcript has a single exon. Lineage: Eukaryota; Fungi; Ascomycota; Pichiomycetes; Serinales; Debaryomycetaceae. Gene Ontology annotation, biological process: protein deubiquitination. The record is from RefSeq and is a predicted model, not a curated record. Bases 1 to 2181 code for a protein of 726 amino acids. Gene Ontology annotation, molecular function: cysteine-type deubiquitinase activity; cysteine-type endopeptidase activity.